Messenger RNA from Debaryomyces hansenii CBS767, 282 nucleotides. It is a transcript of the gene DPM3, whose product is annotated as Dpm3p. Bases 1 to 282 code for a protein of 93 amino acids. The record is from RefSeq and is a predicted model, not a curated record. The transcript has a single exon. Gene Ontology annotation, cellular component: endoplasmic reticulum membrane; dolichol-phosphate-mannose synthase complex. Gene Ontology annotation, biological process: GPI anchor biosynthetic process. Lineage: Eukaryota; Fungi; Ascomycota; Pichiomycetes; Serinales; Debaryomycetaceae.
AUGACUAAGAUUACUGAGACAUUAUUAGCAUUCUUUGCGUUAUCAGCAGUUUACUUUGCGUUAUAUUCGGGAGUGAUUCCAACAAGUGAAAAGGUUCAUGAUGAAAUUUUACCUUUCUUGCCUUGGUGGACAUUAGUUACAUUUGGUGCCUAUUCAUUAGGUACUUUAGGCUGGGGUGUCUUGACAUUCAAGGAUAAAGAAGAUAAAUAUAAAGAAUUAUUAAAUCAAAUUGACGAAGCUAAGUCAUUUUACAAACAAAAAGGAAUCGAUUUAGAUCAAUAA